GCUAUGAAACCAGGAAAGUCAACUUCCGUGGCGCUCGCGCGAGGGGAAACAGUUUUCCAUGAUAUCUUAACGACAAUUUUUUCCCCAAUGUUGAAAUCAUUUUCAAACAGGAUACGCUCUCUCUGGCAUAAUCAACCUCAUGAAGAGCAGCAGAGUUCAGAAAGAAAGCGGAAAAGAUCGGCAGACAAUCCUGAUGACGACGACUCUGAUGUGGAAAUAAUAUCAGUAAAGAGACCUAAAGAAGAUAUAAGCUCCUCUCAAAGCUUUUUCUCCUUCAUCACUCUUCCAAUGAGUAAGAUGUCAGAAUGGGUACGGAAGAAAACAAUGCCUCAAGAUAAUUACUACUCACAUCCCAUACAGCAGCACAGUCGAUGGAGCAGAGGUGGCCAACACUCUUCAAGUCAGUGGGAUCGAGAGAGGGAGAAGCAGAGACUCGUUGGCCAAAGUAGCAGUACUACCAGCACUGCUACAAAUGGAAACUCUCCACAUUCACACUCAAGAAAUCUGGACCGUUUGGGAAGGACACCUAUCUGUAGUCAGAAUGGAGCUGACAUGAACGGCGACCUGUACAUAGUAGAGAGACCCAGCAUUACAGACAGUUCAGCACAGUCAUCACGACGAUCAUCCUUUUCAUCCUCUAGAGCUGGGCAUUCUGGCAAGAAGACUACUGUUGAACAAUGUUUCAAGCUGAAGGAGCGUGAACAGUAUCUUAAGUUACUACAGCAGCACACCACAGUCGACUUGGGUUAUCACAAUAACCACAGUGUGAUUUCCCCCAGUCAUCUGGUGUCAGUUAACAAUGAACAUCAGGCGCACAGAACUCUUGAGACACUGCAGCCAGAAACUCCCAAAGGUCAUUCUAAUGUGUUGAGUGUUGUAAAGUCCGAUAAAACACAGACAUCACGGUAUCGUGCUGCACCUAGCAGAGUGCUGCAAGCAACAUCUGUUCUUGAAACUGUAGAUGAUUCAGCAUUGUCUUCUAAGUCAAGGAGCAUGCAUGACAUUUUUAUAGUGCCAAGAGUACCAGGGAAAACAAUGCCAAUCCAUUCAACUCCUCUGCCCCGCAAAGGACAGCAGUAUCAGAAUUGCCCACAAGCUAUUUCAAAGGAAAAGGCCAUACAAAGACCUGAAAGUGACAGACCCUUGAAUAAAUCAAAUACUGGACAAACAUCCAGACCACCCGUCUCCCUUGAUUUUAAGUCCUCAGAAUAUUUGAAUGGUGACUGGCUUUCUAAAAUGAGUAGUAAAUAUGAAGAAGCAGAAAGGGAAAGAAAACGGCUAAUCAAAGAAGCAGAAGCAAAGAAAAAACUCCUCGAAGAAAGGAGAGAAAGCAGACUUGGUAAUCUGGACAAAAAGCUACGAGAACAAAUGCGCCUCUUUGACGAGGAACAAGAAGUCAUUGAAGAAACACCUUUGCCAAAACUUGAGGAAGAAACAAAGUUACCAGAACUUACAGAAGAAAUGGAACGAGUGAUUAAUAAAGCCUUUGAUGGAGGCCCACCAACACAGAUUCUCUCGGAGGCAUUCCGUCUUCAAAUCAGACGAUCUGAUAUCGCUACACUCCAUGGUCUUAAUUGGCUUAAUGAUGAAGUCAUUAACUUCUACAUGAAUCUGUUAAUGGAACGAGGCCAGCAGCAAGGCUUCCCCAAGGUGUAUGCCUUUAACACCUUCUUCUACCCCAAGCUUACAAGUGGUGGUCAUGCAGCUGUCAAGAGAUGGACUCGCAGAAUAGACAUUUUUUCUCAUCACUACUUGAUAAUGCCAGUCCACCUGGGAGUCCACUGGUGCCUCUGUGUUGUGUUCAUGAAAGAUAAAAAAAUUUGCUACUAUGACUCCAUGGGGGGCAACAACGAUCAGUGCCUAAAUGCUGUUAGGCAAUAUUUAUAUGAUGAGAGCAAGGAAAAGAGAAAUGUGGAGCUUGACCUUUCUGAGUGGACGACAGAAAUCAUAAAGGACAUUCCACAGCAAAUGAAUGGAAGUGACUGUGGCAUGUUCUCAUGUAUGUAUGCUGAAUGCAUCACUCGAGGUGCCAAAAUCACUUUCUCUCAGAAAGACAUGCCCUAUUUUCGGAGACGAAUGGUGUAUGAGAUCUUGAAAAAGAGACUACUUUGAUAGCAGCCACCCAUCUGUAGCUAGGGUGCAAGGAAGAUGUGGCCAAGUGUCCUGGAAGUUGUUUGGAGAAUGUGUUACAGUACGGUGAUGACUGCAGUAUAUUGUGUGCUUGAGAAUCCUGAAUGUGUUUGACUUUUCUGCAACCAGUUCUGCAAGAUCUACCGAUCCUUGUGGUGCUGGUGGUUGUGUUGGUGGCAGCAUCUUUGUGCAUAUGGAAGUUUUGUCAUCUGUUUGUCACUGAGAACAUUUUUAAGAAGGGAAAUCAUGAUUGUCUACAUAUAUGCUUUUCAGAGAUCUAUAUAAUCCCUGUGGCAGCAGUGUCUUUCUGGAUCUAGGAGCUUGGCUAUUUAUUCAUUAUUUCAAAAAUUACUUUUGUAUAAAAAAUCCCAGAAAACAUCAGCAAAACUGUCACAACCUGAAUUAUUUUUGGGGUGGAAGAGAAAAGAAAUAUAUAAUUUCUACGGGUUACAGAUGAAGAAUGAUGACUUCAUGUGGAUAGUGAGUGAGCUCUGAUUAAACCAGCAUAAGUUCGCCCACAGUGACUGUUGUGGAGUCGCUUCAGUUGUGCAUUGAUUUCAGUUGACUUUAGAGACUUGCAGCAUUGCUUUCUCUCCUGCACACCAGUUUUUUUCAUUGAUCCUUGUGGAUGAUACACUAAUGAUGGCCUUCUUGGGACUAAAAAAAACCCAAAACUUUUCUUCUUUAGGCCAUCUGUAUGUUGUUAGUAUGGAACCAUAGGUUGUGCCGGAUUUCUGUCAUGGCUCACUAUUUGCUUGGAUUUUUUUUUUAUAAAACAUUUAGGAUUACUGAAAAGAAAGAGCCAGUAUUGAUUUAUUUAUCAUCAUCCUAAUGUGUGCCUUUAGAAUGCAGUUUCGAGCACUUGCCACUGCAUCAUUAUCGGUUCUGGAGAGUAACUUUCAUCUACAAGCCUCAAUUUGCUAUAUCUGUAAAGGCCUAUCUUCAUAUCUUUGGUAACUGUCAGCUUUUUUUUUCCAAAAGAACUUUCAAAAAAACUUGUUGAAGCUAUAUAAAUAGGACUUGGAUAACUGCAUAAGCAUAAUUCCAAUGACAAAAAUUAAUCAGGAAAUUUUUUUCCGCUUCCUCACUCUUCUUCAGCAGCUGUUCUAUUAAACACAAUUUUAAUACUGCAAAAAGUUUUUUUGCACAAAAUGAAAAUAUAAAAUCCACAAUUCAGCCAGCUAACUGAAAUGUGCAAUACGAAAAUAAAUUAUAGUAAGCAAAAGUAUAUGCACUGUAAGUCCUUUGUAAAUUUUUUUGCCUGAGUGAAGACAGUUUGAAGUGUUUUCAACAUUUUGUUUUUUUAGCAUAACCAAUGGUCAAAAGGUGUACACCUUGACUACCAUACCACUUGACUAUCAGGAAGGUGGGAAGAAGACCCCCAUAUGAAGAGACAGCUUAAUGAAUCUUCUGUGCAAUAUUGCAACAUAUACCAGGUUCAGUCACAUCAACACAGUCUUGUAUGAACUGUGUAUGAUAACUUUUUUAAAAUUUUUUAUUUUUGAUCAAUUAGUGGAUGCUAUAGCUUAGUUAAAAGAUUUACCACUAAUUUUUUUUAUAUUUAAAACUAAGGCUAAACUUUGAGAUUAUGUCAUAUUUUAUGGCAGCAAGAGAUGAUCUGAAGGAUGAUUAACAUAGUUUGAUUCGAUGUGAUUCUUGAUCAUCCAAACAAAAUUAAAGCCCUGUUAUAUUCUACAUCUCCAUGUUUGAUGUGCACUGCACUUGAGCAAGUCUUGUAACAGGUCACUUUAGGUUCCAUUUACUUCAAGACAUUUUUUACUAUUCUGAUUGCCUGUACUUGAUUGGAAUGGCUUUUGUAAUUUGCAUAAAUUUGAUGGGUAAAGAACUAGAUGCUAAAAUGACUAAUUUCCCCUCACAAAGACAAUAAUUUCAUGUAGGUGGCAUGAGCAAUAGAUGCCUUCAAUUAACUUAAAAAUAAUCGUACAAGAAUCCUUGAACAUUGCAAAAGAGCUAGUGGUUUCUCAUGCAAAUUCUUUAGAAAUGAGCAAUUUAAUUUGCUUUAAAGCAGCUUUCAAGGUCUUCAGUUUGAAAAUAAACUAAAACCAUUGGUGCCAUUAGGAAGGAGUUAAAGCUUUUUCUUGAUUUUUACGAAAAGAAAACAUUGCUUUAAUCCAUUUCUUUCCUAUUAAAAUGGUAAUGAUCUUUUGACCGAUGGGAGAAAUCUGGGGACUUUGUCAAUUGUAUUUGGCAUUUAAAAAUUAAUCCAGUUCAUUUAUUGCCCUUGAAAUACUUUUUAACAUCACUGAAUUUGAUAAUGGCUGGUAAUGUCAUGGUAUUGGAAAGAUGUAAUUUUAUGACAAGGGAAAGUGUAUUCAUUUCUUGACAAGGACCCAUUCUGUCACUCAGGUAACUUGGUAUUUUUUGUGCUUUGUGUUGUCAUCAAUGAUUUGUGGCUAGGCUCUUAAUUUUAAAAAAGUAGUUUUGCCACAUAUGGUGCUGGCAUUUUAAAAGAUGUGUAUGAAUUUUCACUGCCAUUCUUUUUUUUUUUGUACAGUAAAAUGUACAGUGAGACUGAACUUUGUUUUGAGAAAAAAAAAUAAAAAAGUAUCUCAGUGUUGGGAAAACAUUAAACUUUGGCUUUCUGUCUCUUUUUCUUUUUCCUUCUCCAUCUCAACUAACCUCUUCCCCACUACCCUUUAACUUUCCUUCCAGACAAAUGGUUUUGCACCAACUUAAUUCAUUUAAGCAUCUUUGAUCUUAAAACUGACAAGCAGUUUGAAGAAAACAUUAAUGUAUUGAGCAUUAGGAAGGGUCUUAUGACUUUGCGAAGAUUUCAAGCAAUUUAGAGCGUUUAGAAUUUAUUAUAAAAUUGUCUUUUAAUUUCCUUCCUUCGCUAACCCCUCCCUUACUCCAAUGUAUAGCACCAGGUUGACAUCUUCUGACAGACUUUUCACUGGCCAUGCACCAUUCCCUGAAUGAUUGAAUGUAAAAAUCAAUGUGCUAAGUACUGUUGAGUUUUUCCCUAACUAUCAAAUCAGCAACAUACCAGACUGCAUGAGUUCAGUCUCAGCACAUGCUAAACUGCUGAGUGUAACAGUGCUGACACCACCCAAACCACACAUUAAACUUUGCCUGAAGUGUAUACUUGACUGGCCAGUCUCCAUAGCCUGGUGGUUAGUGUGCUUAGCCAUCGAGAAGGCUUUUGGUUUAAGGCCUACUUGAGCUUGUGGCUGUUUAAUAGCAGUGUUUGAUUAUAUCAGGGAAGGUAAAGAUGGUAGAAGGGAGGGGGGAUGGAUUCCACUUUUUUGUGCUGGGCCCUAAACACUGACCCACUUGCAUUCGAGGCCACUAGGCCAUGGGACUUUGACUUCUAACUACUUAGUUCAAUUUAAAAUAUCAUUGUCGGUUAAAAGUUGGGUAAAUUUAGUGAAAGAGGAGAAACUGCUUGUCUGUGAGAAGAAGACAACAUCAGGAUAUCUUUUUGAUUAAGCUGUAUUUCAGGAUUAAGAACACUGAAGCUACAUACUUGUGCACACUCCAGAGAUUGAACACUGAAAAUAUAUCAUUUCUACCGUAAAUGGGGCAUUCAACAGUGAAAACUUGUUUAAUUUAUUGCAAACUCCUGAUGCAUUAUUUACAGGGCUGGCUGACUUGCCGUGAUAUAGCCUUAGUAGCUGGCUCAGUGUAAAACACCAUUUCCCACUCCCUGAUGCAUUAUUUUGAUGUCUUUACAUCUUUCUGACAAUUUUUUUCUUUCCUUAGUUUAAAGAGGAAUUUUGUGCAUUUUUUUGGCUGGAUAGGAAUUUAGUUUUACUUAGUUUGUACCAUCACCACUGGGUGAUUUGGUUGAAUGUUAUUUGUGACAUGUUAAUAGUGGAUUGAACAGAUAUAAAUCUGGACUGAGUGAAUGGAGAAACAAUUUAUUGGCUUGUGGUUCAGAAUGAUGACCAAUACAACGCUGCAUGUUUUGGGGUCCCUUCCUUAGUGUACAUAAAAUAAUGAAAGGGCCAUGUAAUGUACAAAGUGUUAUAUAUUCAGCUGUAAUGAAGCUUCAUUUGGUAUGUUUCCAGUGUACAGUAAACCACUGGCUUGACUUUGACUGGGACAGUAAAAGAAUGACCCAGCGUU
Pomacea canaliculata is the source of this 6219-nucleotide messenger RNA. Its product is annotated as sentrin-specific protease 1-like. Lineage: Eukaryota; Metazoa; Mollusca; Gastropoda; Architaenioglossa; Ampullariidae. Bases 4 to 2112 code for a protein of 702 amino acids. Gene Ontology annotation, cellular component: nucleus. The record is from RefSeq and is a predicted model, not a curated record. The transcript has 18 exons. Gene Ontology annotation, molecular function: deSUMOylase activity. Gene Ontology annotation, biological process: protein desumoylation.